GGUAUAUCACUGUCUGUUGUUACAUCAUAGGUCUCUGGUCGUCAUUCCUAUUGUAAGUCUACUAAGAUCGUUGUAAAAAUAAGUUAAUGCAACGCUAUGUACUAUGCAACAGAACCAAACUCAACCAUAAUCAAAACACAACCCGCUUAGAGAAUCCGCUCACAACAAAAACGAUCGUAGACGAAAAGAAAAUGAACACCAUCCCUCGCUACCAGAAGAGAAGACCGCUGGCUCAGCCUUUCGGUCGCAAUGAGAAUCUAUCCAAUUUCUUUCGUAAUACAUGGUCCACUGGAACGCCAACAGCCCCUAACAUAUCAUUCGCUUCUGAAGCCAAGCUCCGCCUCGCGUCAAGUGACUCCGCGUCUUCAGACUCGAUAAGCGCCUUUACUGCGCGAGCGAGGCGAGAUUUGGGACCGACGGUCUCGCCAUCCGUAGACGCCGAACCCGAUGACUUCUUGUACUUCUUCUUACUCUUCUUUACCUUCGGCACGGCAAGUAACGGCUUGACAACUUCUUCCCGGAAGCGACGGUUUGCCAUUGAUGAAAGUGGGACGACGCGAUCUGGAGCACUGGCUGCUUCCGCUGAUGCCUCCGCAUGAGCAAGCGUUUCGGAUGAGGUACCCUCGACAUAGCCCCAUUUUGCUAACUCUGCUAGUCGGCGUUCUCGAAGGCGUUCAACGAGCUUUUCGCGCGGUUGCUCGUCUUCAAUCACCUUUAUGACAGCAUCGAGUAUGUCGGCGAGGCGUAACCAUCCACGAUCCUCCUCCACGGCGCGUUUUACAUAGUGUCGAUUAACGUAGUUUAGUAGACGGUGCACGGCGCCUGCGCCGGCAUGGUAUCGUUUGUAGCAGGGAAGGAGGUAAUGUAAGAGUUCGCUAUCCUCGAGAGGGGCGCCAGCAAGUAGUUCCCGGCAGACUUCAGAAUAGUAUUUGUCUAGCUUUUCAUAGAGAUCUGCGCCAUGAGGAUUUCCGGGAGGUGAUGAUGGACGAACGCCAUUUGCAAGGAUGGUAUCUGUACCUUCUAGACGUGGUGCAGCAAGAGAAUCGACGCCAAAACGACUAGCAGAUGUAAAAUAGUUGUAAACAGCUGUGUGUAUGCCCAUGUGAUAUGCAACAUCGAUCGCAGGUGCGCGGUCGGUGUUGUUUGUAGAUGAACGGAUUAUAUGGUCCAAGGCAGGCUCAAUGUAGUUCCAGAGGGAUGCGAAUGACGCCGAGGGGUUUGCGCUGCCUGCAGAUGGAUUUGACAUGGGUGGGAUGCGCGCGGGACCGGAGUCAACGGCCUUGCCUUUACUACUUGACGCUGUGGUCAUCGUCGCUGACAAGAAAUUCACGGACACGUGCGGAGAACGUACUGGGCGCUCUAAGAAGCGGCACCGUAGACGACGUUGUGAUUGACAGGGAGGCCUCAGAGAACAGCGAGCGUGGAGGCUGCGCUGUGGAAGCAAACCCAAGGGAGAAAACUGAUUGCUGCCGGGGGCCCGGCCGGAUGUUCAAAUAAGUUAACUAGUCAUACUUGUACCACACCGAGGCCUCCGAGACGAUAAAUUCAGCGACGACAACUGCUGUCGAGACGACCACGUUCACCACGGACGACGACGAGCAAAGAGCCGCAUCACACGACUGAGGCGCACCUGAAACUGCACUGCGACUUUAAACAUAUUCGGAUUACUCACUCUAGUGGACUGUCGCGUCUCCUGACGGCAAGGCCUUGGCAUAGUCAUAGCGUCCGAGAUCGUCAUAAUAUUCAUUAUGCGUUCCUACAGCUCUCUCGCAGACUUACAUAGUUCGGCCUCUCCUUCCUUCGGCCAUCAUCGCUCCGCCCACAGCGACAACAACGUCCUGCGCAUGUCGACGGCCGAUGACAUCCAGUCCCACCUCUUCAGCGCUUUCCUUUCGGGCCGCACCGCCGACGUAACCCUUCGUGUGCGCGGGACCUGGGAAGGCGUAUACAGACUACAUCGUGUAGUCCUCAUUCAGGCCGGCUUCUUCCGCUCGCUGUUCGACGGCGGCUUUCGUGAGGCUACAGGCAAGCAUGGCCGUGAGGGAGAAGUAAGCAUCACUUUCGACGACCCAAAUAUCACACGACCAGCAUUCGAAAUAUGCAUAUCACGACUAUACGGUGGUGGCCCUGCACUAUUCGUAGAUCCUCGACUUUGUCCAAGCAGGAGGGAGCCUCUCACAUCAUGCUUUCCGCAAGCUUUGCCUCCGAAUAAUACUCCAGCGGGACACUACAACGCCACGCCGCGUUUCCUUCUCUCGCUACUUGCCACGGCCAUCUACCUCUCUAUUCCUACCUUGGUCGCACAGGCAAUUCAGCUCGCCUUGAGCUCACUUGGUCCACGUACCGUCAUUAGGUACCUGAACUUUGCUAUUGGGAAAGGUAUUGGCGAGAAGACCGAAGAGGACUCUGAAACAGUGCCUGGCUUGGAGAACAUAUGCCAAGAAGUUAGAAGUCCUGGCUCAAUACGUUCCAAGUCUGUACGUUCCGGAGCUUCAAAGCGCUCGAAAGCGCCUGUCUCUCGCACAGUAGAUAGCCAUGCUCCACCCCAGAAGGAAGCCAUGCCAAAUAACGACCCACACACGGACGCAUCUGACUCUGACGCAGAAACAGAUAUGGCACAUGAAGAUGCCGAUGAUGGCCCGGCAUUUAUGUACGGAGCCGCGUCGAACAAAAUAGGCGAAGCUGCUGCGUGUUGGUUGUGCCGUUGGGGUGCGGAUAUGCUGGCUUACGAGGAAGCUGCUGAGUCCGCUGAUGUAUCAUCCAUUGCUGGGCAUGGACAGGAACAGACUGGUCCAUCGCGGCGACGCGCAACAGUCUUACAUGAGGCUGGCCCACCUUCGUUCAAUAGCAUUCCCAGAGAAACUAUUCCGCUUAUCUGGCGGCGGGGAGGUAUGGAUGCGAAAUGGGCAUGUGCGGUAUUGUCUAGCGAUGCCUUCUUCGUAAGAGAUGAGUGGGACAGAUACGAUCUUGCGAGAAAAGUCGUUGAGCUACGGCGGAAGGUCUCUAUUGAGCCAACGGAAGAGAGAGAAUGGGAUAAUCUCUUCGCAAAUGGCAUUCACUAUAUGCAUAUGUCCUUGAAUGAGCUCAUCGAGAUUUCGCAAGACGUCUCACCGACAAACGGACGACCCUACGCCUCAGCCUCCGUCAUCCAAGCCGCACACUGGAAUCAAUCUGUCCUGCGUCAUCAUAUAACUUACAAACAAAAUGCAUCCUCACCCGGUACGCCUCCUCGCUCACCCAACCCUGCACGCGAUGGUUGUCUCGGCUUAAGCCAGACUACCGCUGAGAUCAUCGAGGAGCAUAAUGGUUCUUCGGAUGCGCAUAAGACGUAUUACCGCGUUCCUGUGGACUCGAGUUCGCGCAUUGGCGACACGACAGGGUUGGAGGGGGCCUCGAUGGAUCAACUCUUUGGCUCUCCGGCUCCGACAACUCCAUCGAGUCCCACAACGAAGACUAGUUCUGUAAGGCCUUUCUCGGCACAAUCAAUCAAUACCUUCUUCGGUAUCCUCAGUGUUGCACGAGACGCAGCGGCUUGUGCAGCAGCAGAUACAACCGGUCAAGCUACUUGGGCGCCCUUCCCACCCAUCCGUUUCGGCGUAGAGUUCUGGGGACUCGACUCUUUACAAGAAAAAUCUCGACUCACCUCUCAAACAAUCUGGUACGCAGGAAGCCUGUUCAACGUCUACAUCCAAGUCGUUCGUAAGAAGGGUCUCCAACUCGGGAUGUACGUCCACCGACUUAGCAGUGUAGAGACGAUUCCCAUCCCCAGUGCGCCUCCAAUACACGUGCCAGGUGGAGGGGGAGAAGAACGGAGAUGGACGAUCGUACAACCUGUAAACAUCCCGUCGAGCGUGUCAACGCCUUCACUGUACCGUCCUGCCUCGCGCGGCGGCGCGACGGCGACGAGUGCGCCGUCACGCAGCCCCACACCCGCGUCUUCUUAUUCACCUCCUUCAACCACGUCAGGAGGCAGUACAGGUACCUCCCCCUCAGGCUCCAGCGUCCCAUCCGCACACCAAACCUCUCCACGCCCGCCGACUCAACCAUAUCGUGACCCACGCGAGGCCGUACGCGCACAUUUCACCUUGCUGUGCAUGUCUCCAACUGGUGGAGUGCUAACGACGUUUGCAAGCGCGCCAGACGCUUUCGUCGUCGGGCGGAGCUGGGGAUGGAAAUCAAGCACCCUCCAGACGGAGGAGCUCGUUGACGUUCAUACUGAAGGCGAUACGAGUCCAGUUAGUGCAGCGAGUAGUUAUCUCAAAAGAGAAUGCAGCCUCCGCGCAACGGUGGUCCUCGGCGUCGUCUGAUUUGUCUUCAUCUAAUUUGGGUCUGGUCUUUGUGUGCUAAUACACGUAAUUUUCCUCUAUUUUCUGACUUAUGACCUUCUACAUAUGUGGUCUCGUGACGAAAUUUGCAAACAUCUACCUUUGGAACUCUGUAUUCAUGUAGCAUAAGUAAUUUCAUAUUCCUGUAAUCUGAUGCCAAUCUCGGUUCUAUUUUUGAAACA
Molecule: messenger RNA, 4507 nt
Organism: Fomitiporia mediterranea MF3/22
Lineage: Eukaryota; Fungi; Basidiomycota; Agaricomycetes; Hymenochaetales; Hymenochaetaceae
Exons: 5
Coding region: 1749-4307 (852 amino acids)
Molecular function (GO): protein binding
Source: RefSeq, a predicted model, not a curated record